AUGCAACGGCGACCGCACUUCGAAAAGGUGAGGCAACUGGCAAGGUGCCGCGAGAGGAAGGCUAUGCCGAGAGAGUACGACCCCCGACGAUACGGACCCAUUGCGAGCAGCAGCAGAGCCCCUGUGUCAUCCCGGUCGGCAUCUGCUGCGCCCGCGGGAGAGGUGCGUCGAGAGGGGCAGCUCGUGUUUUCGACGUCGCCUAGGCGGGGUGGUCGGCUGAGCUCCCAGCGACAACGACAGGGCCGCGUUGGUGUCGGCGGCGAGUGCUCUUGGCCAUCGCGCAGUGGAUCACCGAAAUGGCAGGUCCCGUCGAGGGGACUGCGUUCUUUUUCCGAGGAAGCUGCAGUCUCUCACGGCCACGGAGAAUCGCGGAUGGCUGCGGCACCGGAAGGCGGCACGAGAGGAGAAAGGGCUCACCGGCAGCUGCACGCCCGGCGCGCUCCUUUCAAGGACAUCAACACCACCGCGUCGACUUGUCUCGAGUCGACUCGUGACACGGCAGACGCUGCCGCAGCGACAAGCGGUAGCAGUGACGCCGCCGCCGCUGCUGACACUGGCCACGAGAGCAGAGGUCGCACGCGAAGGAGGUCUCUCAGCUGGCACUGCCGCGAGAAACUCGGCGGUGAUCUACAACAGCGACAACAGCCCCCUGCGACGACUCCGACGUAUUCCUCUUCCGCCUUUUGUCCGUCUCCUUCUGCCUUCAGCAGCUACAACAACGCCAACAUGCUGAUCGACAACAGCAGCAGAAUCAACGACGGCAGUUGCAGCUGCUGUACCACCCCGCGACAGCAAUAUUUUUGCUGCGAGUCGAUGCUGCGGAGCACUAACUGCGGCAGUAGCGUCAGCAGUGGCAACGAGGCAGCAGGCGAAAGAGAAGGAGGGACGAGACGCGAGGCUCGGGGGAGGAGGCGGGGGCGGUCGGCCGGAGAACCGGGCAAGGAGAGGGGGUCAGGAGGGGCUGGGUGUGGCGAGAGCAUUGACGCGGAAGAAUUGUUUCGCCGGAAAAACAAGAUGGCAUGCUUCAACGUGACCUACGGGAGGUGGGCGGAGAGCUACGACCGCGCCAUGGCCAGGCGUGCGUCCCUCGAGCGAAGAGAGCGCCUCGAGAUCGAGCGGGAGAACGACCUCAGGCGCCAGCGCGCAGAGGAAGAGUUUCAGAAGUGGAUGCGGAGCCACGGACGGCGAUCGACCUCUUCUUCAGGUGGUGCCGCUGCUGCUGCCUCUGCUGCCGCGACUACUCCCGCCGCCGCGCCUGCUCUUGGCGCGAGAUCGUCUUACCACGAACGAGCUUCCUCCGCUUCCCCUCGCCGCCGACGGCGGCGGCUGACGCAAAUGAGGAAGGAGUCGUGGACGGACGGGGAGCGGGACAAAGGGGUGGGCGGCAGCGGUAGCACUCCUCGCAGUCCUUCCAGCCGCCACUCGCCGUUCGCUUGGAGCGAAGAAUGGGCUCCUUUCUCCUCGGCGGGAGGGCGAGGGGAUGACGGCGGUGUUAGGGUUGGCGGUAGCAGUAGCGGCCGUUGCGGCGGCGGCGAGGAGGAGGAAGAGAAGAAACGGAGACGGGAAGAGGAGGAGCAGCGGCGGCGGCGCGACAAGGCGGAUCGAGCCUUCCGCGAGUGGCUCGGCCGCAAGAAGAGGGAGGCGCAGGCCGACCGCCAGGUGCAAAGGCGGAAGGAGGAGACUCUCGAAAAACUUAGGGGGCUUGGUUUGAACGCAAUACGCAGCCCGUGGUGA
This is a messenger RNA of Ectocarpus siliculosus, 1734 nucleotides long. The record is from the annotation of a GenBank genome assembly. Lineage: Eukaryota; Phaeophyceae; Ectocarpales; Ectocarpaceae.